Molecule: messenger RNA, 2179 nt
Organism: Dendroctonus ponderosae (mountain pine beetle)
Lineage: Eukaryota; Metazoa; Arthropoda; Insecta; Coleoptera; Curculionidae
Product: mRNA-capping enzyme
Exons: 7
Coding region: 238-2061 (607 amino acids)
Biological process (GO): protein dephosphorylation; 7-methylguanosine mRNA capping
Molecular function (GO): ATP binding; mRNA guanylyltransferase activity; protein tyrosine/serine/threonine phosphatase activity
Source: RefSeq, a predicted model, not a curated record
GUGCCAAUUGUCUUGCAAUGUCAAAACCUUCAGCUGCUUUAGAGAAAAGUUGUGGAGCAGAGUCGAAAAGUGGAGCGAAGGUUCUAAGCCAUAUUUAUCACUUUCUUUGUAAUUAACAUGCAGAAAACCACAGAAAUAAGCAGAUGAACGACUGUAAGUCAUUUAGUUGCGUAGUGGUAGAAACUUUGGAAGAUUUUGAUUCUGCUUAAAAAUCCUAACCUGAAACUUGCCACAAGUAUGAACACAUCAAUAACGGAUCCGGGGCCAAUUCCCAAUAGGUGGUUGAAUUGCCCACGGAAAGCGAAUAAGUUAAUAAUAGGUAAACUUUUGGCUCUGAAAACUCCCCUAAGCGCAAAAUUUGACCACGUUGUGCCUGCUGAAUGCAGGUUUCACCCAAAGAUGUUUUUUGGUAGCUGUAAAACCAAAAAGUUGAAGAUUGGAUUGUGGCUAGAUCUGACAAACACUAAUAGAUUUUAUGACAAAGCUGAAAUUGAAAAAUUCGGAUGUAAAUAUAUAAAACUGAAGUGCAGGGGACAUGGAGAAACUCCCAAUAAAGAUCAAGUAAACUCGUUUUUGGAACUUGUGCAUUCGUUUAUUGCACAGCAUCCAUUAGAAAUUGUUGCUGUGCAUUGCACUCAUGGCUUCAAUAGGACUGGUUUUCUAAUAGUUAGCUAUCUAAUUGAGAAAAUGGAUUUCUGCUUGGAUGUCGCUCUCCAAACAUUUGCUGACGCCAGACCCGUAGGAAUUUACAAGCAAGAUUAUCUAGCUGAACUCUAUCGAGUGUAUGAUGAUAUUAAAGACAUGCCGCCAGCGCCCACAUUGCCUGAUUGGUGCUUGGAAAGUGACGACAGCAAUGGUAAUGAAGCGAACGGGGACUCGUAUGCAGCACCUUCAUCCUCAAGGUACAGUAGUGCCUCCACAAAGUCGCAUGCACUUGACAAAAUUUGUUUCACUAGGAGCUCCAGGAGGAACAACCACACCACAAAGUUCAUGAGUGGCGUUCCCGGAGUUUCCCAUUUCGAUGCCCAGCCAAGAGCAUUCCAUUUGCAAAGCAAAGUUCAAACAAUGUGCGGUUGGAAAGAACGGGACUUCCCGGGCUGCCAACCUGUGUCUAUGGAUCAAUCAAACUUAAAGCUGUUGCACAAGAAACCUUACAGGGUUUCAUGGAAGGCUGACGGUAUGCGAUAUAUGAUGCUUAUUGACGGCGAAGACGAAGUAUAUUUUUUCGAUAGGAAUCACACAGUAUUUAAAGUUGACGGUGUUAAAUUUGUGAGCCGCAAAGAUUUGAAAUCGCACCUCAAGAACACGUUGUUGGAUGGUGAAAUGGUUAUCGACAAAGUGGGUGGAGAAGAUAUCCCACGCUAUCUCGCCUAUGAUAUAAUCAAAUUUGAUGGGAAGGAUGUGGGCAAUUGCCCUUUUUACCCAUCAAGACUCCAGUGUUUAGAGAUGGAAGUAAUUAAGCCCCGUUAUGCAGCCAUGGAACACGGCCUGAUCAACAAAAGCGCUGAACCUUUCAGCGUCAGAAAAAAAGAGUUCUGGCCCAUUAGUCAAGCCGGUAACCUUUUAGGAGAAAAGUUUGCUAAAAGCCUGAGCCACGAACCAGAUGGUCUCAUUUUCCAGCCAUCUAACGAGAAAUACGUUGCCGGCCGAUGUGAUGAAGUUUUAAAAUGGAAGCCUCUUUCCUUAAAUUCAGUCGAUUUUAGGCUGAAAAUAGCGGUGCCAAACCAACCGGGUGUGAUACCUGUAAAAACCGCUUAUUUGUAUGUUGGCCAGUUCGAUCAGCCGUACGGCAAAAUGACUUAUAAGAAAUCAAUGAAGGAUCUCGACGGGAAAAUUGUGGAAUGCAAAUAUGAGAAUGGCGAAUGGAAGUUUAUGAGAGAAAGAACUGACAAAACCUACCCCAACAGUUUCAACACUGCUGAAGCUGUUUACGGAAGCAUAGCUAAUCCUGUGACUAAGGAACAAUUAUUGGAAUUUAUUGAACACCACGGUUACCACACGCAAAUGAUGCCUCCCGAACCGAAAAGACCCAAACGGUCGCAUAUACCGAACAAUCGUUAGAUAAUUUUCCAAUUUGAUUAUUAUUUAUUCUACGUUAUUUUUGUAUACUAAGUCGCAAAUUGAUGAUUUUAUUGUAAACUGCAAUUAUCAAUAUAUGUAACGAAUAUUGGCCUGGUGA